AUGACGUCUGCGACGCAAGAGUCGUGGAGGGCCCAUUGGAAGUGCUUCUUGGCCUGCGGCAUCAUCGUACUGUGCCCCUUCCAAUAUGGCGUCGACUUUGGCCUCAUCGGCGGCCUGCAAGCUAUGAAGGGCUUCUUGAUGAUCUACGGUCAUGAAGCACCGCACACUGCGCUUGGAUGGAACCUCUCGACCGUCCGCCAACAGCUUAUCUCCUCGCUCAUGACUCUCGGCGCCUUCAUCAGCUCGGGAACUGCCGGCCUUGUGGCUACUUGGCUCAGCCGCCGUCAAUGCCUGUGGAUUGCCUGCGUUGUGUGUGCCAUCUCGAACGUUAUAAUGAUGGCCACUGAGAAUAUUGGCGCGCUGUACUUUGGUCGGUUCCUUAUCGGCCUGGCCAAUGGCUAUUUUAUGACAUUCUCCCAGCUGUAUCUUCAGGAGACCAGCCCGGCCAGGUAUCGUGGUUGGUUUCUGACAGCGUUCCAGUUCUGCACAACAUUUGGCACCCUUAUCGGCACCAUCAUCGACUGGGCAACCGCCAAGCGCGGUGACAAGUCCUCAUACCUAAUCCCCCUGGGCAUCAUCUACAUCGUGCCCUUUAUCCUUUCCAUCGCUCUCUUCUUCAUCCCUGAGUCUCCUCGCUGGCUCAUCCUCACAAACCGUUUCGAGGAGGGCACCAAGUCCCUGAAGUGGUUACGCCCUGUCAACGCCGCUGUCGAUGCCGAAGCCAACGAGAUCCGCAACGCUAUCGAGAAAGAGCGCGAAAUCUCCAAGGGCGUACGCGUUAUGGAUUUGUUCUCGAAUCCUGUUGACAGGCGCAGGACAAUUCUCUCGGUGUGCGCUGUUUCCCUGCAGGCUGCGUCUGGCUCGAUGUUUAUCAUCGCCUACAAAGCCUACUUCCUUGGCAUGGCCAAGGUCAGCGAUCCCUUCGCCAUGAGCAACAUCCUCAGUGCAAUGGGCAUCGCCGCCAUUAUUUUUAACUCCCUCCUCGUCGUGCGCUUCGGCCGCCGUCGCGUCGUCCUCAUGACGGGUCUCAUCCUCUGUGGCAUCUUCCAGAUCAUUAUCGCCGUCACCUACGACAAACACCCCGGCACUUCGACAACCGGCAAGGUUCUCGUCGCAUUCACGUGUGUCUACAUGAUGUGCUACAACGGCAUGAUUGCCAGUUACUCCUGGCUUGCUGGCGGCGAGAUUCCUUCGCAGCGUUUGCGCAGCUACACUUUUGGUCUGUCUGCCGCCGUUGGGUUCCUCGGCGCCUGGCUUGUUACCUUUACCGCCCCGUACUUUAUUAACCCCGACUCGCUCAACUGGGGCCCGCGGUACGGAUACAUCUGGUUCCCGUCUUGCAUUGUGGCUGCGCUGUGGGUGUUCUUUUUCCUGCCAGAGACCAAGGGCCGCACUCUGGAGGAGAUUGAUGAGAUGUUUGAAGCGAGAUUGCCAGCGAGGAAGUUUAGGCAUUAUGUCUGCUCCGGGAAGCGCGGGGAGGGUGAGAGCAAGGCUUCGUCGGAUGUUGAGAAGCGAUCCAACGCGGAGAUCGAGCACGCCGAAACAAAGGCUUGA
This is a messenger RNA of Thermochaetoides thermophila DSM 1495, 1554 nucleotides long. RefSeq lists its product as uncharacterized. The record is from RefSeq and is a predicted model, not a curated record. Gene Ontology annotation, biological process: transmembrane transport; carbohydrate transport. NCBI's taxonomy places the organism in Eukaryota, Fungi, Ascomycota, Sordariomycetes, Sordariales, Chaetomiaceae. The transcript is spliced from 5 exons. Gene Ontology annotation, molecular function: carbohydrate:proton symporter activity. Gene Ontology annotation, cellular component: membrane. Bases 1 to 1554 code for a protein of 517 amino acids.